Molecule: messenger RNA, 678 nt
Organism: Drosophila eugracilis
Lineage: Eukaryota; Metazoa; Arthropoda; Insecta; Diptera; Drosophilidae
Product: TP53-regulated inhibitor of apoptosis 1-like
Exons: 2
Coding region: 34-300 (88 amino acids)
Source: RefSeq, a predicted model, not a curated record
UUAUAACUUAAAACCAAAAAACACGGCUUACAAAUGAACAGCAUUGGCGAGGAUUGCAACGAGCUGAAGAAGCAGUAUGACGCCUGCUUCAAUAGCUGGUUCUCGGAAGGAUUCCUCAAGGGUCAGACAGAUGACUCGGGCUGCGCGCCGAUUUUCCGGGUUUAUCAGGAGUGCGUCAAGCGUGCCAUGCGAGACCAGAAAAUUGAACUCCGAGAGGUUGGAUCAGAGUACUCGACAGGCUCCGAGUACGACAACGCCAACAAUUCUGGCACCAAGGCGCAGCCAAAAACCAAGAGUUGACCCUUAACGCCUCUGCAGCACUCUGGCUACGGCCUUGAUUCCACUUUCGGCCAGGAACAGGUUUCCAGUAGUCUCAUCGGUUGUCAGCGCCGACACCAGAGAGGCGGAACGGCGUAGGAGUCGGCUGAUUGGUUUACUACUACAUACCAAAAGCAGAUUCGGUUAAGCAACAUGGCUUCUAUAUCCAUAAAGCUAGAUCUUAUAUAAAUUAUGUAGUGAAUGUUGUAAAAUUAAGUUCAAUUAGCGAACUCAAAAAGUGUUAUAUUCAGUCAGUCUCCGGUUUUAAUUUGCUCAAUGGUAUUUAAAUACACGGACAGAAUAAGUUAAGACCGGAGUCCUCCUUAUUGUGCAUAAUAGAAAUAAAGUGUUAUAUCAUAA